This is a messenger RNA of Symbiodinium natans, 711 nucleotides long. NCBI's taxonomy places the organism in Eukaryota, Dinophyceae, Suessiales, Symbiodiniaceae. The record is from the annotation of a GenBank genome assembly.
AUGACAAGGAACAGCUCGACGAGCUCUUUCAAAGCAUUGGAGGCAAACCAAGUUGCAGACUGGGUAGAGCAACUGGACUUGGAAAAUCAAGCAUUGCGGGAGUGCAUCUCUCGCUGCGCGGACACGCUUAUCAAUAGGGACCUGGCGAAUGAAGACAGGGACUCGGCAAGUUCACGCAGGAAAGGGCUGGCUGUAUUGCUGGAGGCGAGUGAUGUCCAUGCUGCGACGCACAUGCCUUCACCGGCUCACCUUCGUGCCAAGCAGCUGCUGCAGAGCCGGGUACUCAAGUCAGGCACGAACGCGAACUUCUUCGAGCAUGGACAAGUGUCACUGGAUCUGGAGCUGGAUCGAUCUAGCGUGUUGAUGGAAGAGCAGCUUCGUCAUGAGAGGACACGAUUCACUUCAUUGGAUGUCGAAGUCGAUGCGCUGCAGCGCGACCUGACGGCAACUCAGGAAAGGCAGCAAACCCUGGAGAAUGCAGAGCUCGAAGAGAGGCUACGCCAUGAUGCCCUGAUCACAUCCGAAAUGCGUCAGAUGCAACUUGAGCUGUUCCAGCUAGACGAGGAAGCUUCGACCCUUGGCCCCAAGUUGCAGCAGAUGGAGUUGCACGGGAGGGCUGUCAAAGCUCUCGGGCGACUGCUGAAGUUCAUAACGCAGGAGGGCCUGGCGCGCGAGGCUCUUUGGCGCUGGCGUUGUUUGCUGCCGCCCUGA